CUCCACCGUUCGGUCCGCGCACUCGUCCGGGGGUGGCGGCAAGUCCUGCCGGAGUCAGUGCCCGCGCGUCUUUCGCGAUCAACGGACCGCGCGUACCAAAAACUCCAAGGUCUAUAAAUAUAUAGUGUUAGAAUGGACAAUACGUGUAUGAAUAUAUGCAAUACGAGCAAGUGAUACGGAUUACGAUAACAAUGUUCUCUAUGCGAGCUUUCUGGGAAAUAUACGAACGAGGAAACGUUAUUCUCCAGUGAAAAUUGAGUGAAAUUAAGUUUCCUUUUUAUCCAACUUUAAUCUUUCGUUCGUCGAAGUGUUUUCUCUAUAUAUAAUGCGGACCACAGACGAUCGAUCGUCUUUGAAUGCGCUAUGUGAAUGACGACUAGGCCUAGUGAUUUUGAAACAAAAAUUUGUGUCAAUUUUUCAAAUGCUCGAUGAUAAUUAUGUUAAGAAGAGGACAAGUUGUUGAAAAAGUGUUUAGAACUAAACAACUUCGUACGAAAGAGUGAGUGUUUUUAAUAAAAUUGAUCAAACGUACUAACGAACGAUUUGUUAUUAUACGUUGUUUAUCAUUUUUGUGAUUUAUAAUAUUUUCAAUUUAAAUAGACACUUGUUAAAAAAAAAAAAAAAAACAAAUAUAUACUUCUGGACAACGUAUAAAGUGACCAUAAUCAAAGAGUUCCUUUUUAGACGUGAUGAAAAUGAGACGUUCGCUGAAAGAAAUCGCACAAGACUUGAUGCAAGAUGGAAGACCACGAGGUCCGGAAGAAUAUAAGCGUAAUUCGAUGGAUCUUCGUUAGCUACGUGUAAUUUACUGUGAAAGUGUUAACAUAGACCGUGUUGUAUCGCGUGCAUACGUUCGUAUGAUCUGUUGAAUUUUUUUUUUUUCUUUUUACUCUCAUAUUCUACGAACGUGUGUCGAGCAAGAACGAUGCUGUAACCGUGCAGCUGCGAAUGCGAGCUUACGUUCGGACAUGAUGGCACUGUUGUUCGCAGUAAUCGUCAUCCUAGUCACCACUGCCAUGUCGUUACCACCUGUCAUCAGAAUCGGUGCUAUCUUUACGGAGGAUCAGAAGGAUAGUCCCUCGGAACUAGCUUUUAAAUAUGCAAUUUAUAAGAUCAAUAAGGAUAAGACACUUUUGCCAAAUACAACGUUGGUCUACGAUAUUCAAUACGUGCCUAAGGAUGACUCUUUUCGGACGUCGAAAAAAGCGUGUAAGCAGUUAUCGAGGUCCGUUCAAGGUAUUUUUGGACCUUCGGAUCCUCUUUUAGGAGCUCACAUUCAAAGUAUAUGCGAAGCUUUGGACGUACCUCAUCUCGAAGCAAGGGUCGACUUUGAGCCAACGUUCAAGGAAUUUAGCAUAAAUCUCUACCCGGCUCAAGACCACCUCAACAAAGCCUUUAAGGACCUCAUGUCCUUUCUGAAUUGGACUAGAGUAGCCAUCAUUUACGAAGAGGAUUACGGUUUAUUCAAACUACAGGAUCUUGUUAAAUCACCGCCAUCAACGAGAACGGAAAUGUAUAUACGUCAAGCAGGUCCUGGAUCUUACAGACAAGUUUUACAAGAAGUCAGACAUAAGGAAAUUUUCAAAUUAAUCGUCGACACCGAUCCAGCGCACAUGCAACAAUUUUUUCGUGCCAUAUUGCAGCUGCAAAUGAAUGACUACAGAUACCACUACAUGUUCACAACGUUCGAUAUCGAAACGUUCGAUUUAGAAGAUUUCAAGUACAACAGCGUCAACAUGACGGCCUUCCGCUUGGUUGAUCUCGAGGAAGCCAAGGUCGCUGAAACGCUUCGACAGAUGGAACGUUUCCAACCGAUUGGCCAUGCGAUUCUAAAUAAAACCGGUGUUAUCCAGGCAGAACCAGCUUUAGUGUACGACAGCGUACAAGUUUUUGCCCAUGGAUUGGCAGCACUGGAUAGAAGCCACGAUUUAAGACCAGCUAAUUUGUCUUGCGAAAAGGAAGAACCCUGGGACGACGGUCUAUCCCUUUACAACUACAUCAAUUCCGCAGGUUUACAUGGGUUAACCGGACGUAUAGAGUUCAACGAAGGCAAGAGAAAUAAUUUCAAAUUGGAUCUACUAAAAUUAAAGAAGGAAGAUCUUGUGAAAGUAGGAGAAUGGAAGCCUGGAAGCGGCGUUAAUAUCACGGAUGUGGGUGCUUUUUACGAAACGACAGCGACGAAUAUCACCCUGGUCGUAAUGACAAGAGAAGAAAGACCAUACGUAAUGGUAAAAGAGGAUAAAAAUUUAACUGGAAAUGCAAGAUUCGAAGGGUUUUGUAUCGAUUUACUCAAAUGGAUUGCUGGUCAAGUUGGUUUUCAGUAUGUUAUUCGUCUAGUACCUGACCAUAUGUACGGAGUUUAUAAUCCUGAAACCAAAGAGUGGAAUGGCAUUGUACGCGAGCUUAUGGAAAAGAGAGCAGAUCUUGCAGUAGCUUCUAUGACGAUCAAUUAUGCCAGAGAAAGCGUGAUAGACUUCACGAAGCCUUUCAUGAAUCUUGGUAUUGGAAUCUUAUUUAAGGUACCCUCCAGUCAGCCAACACGACUGUUCUCCUUCAUGAAUCCAUUGGCUGUGGAAAUUUGGCUGUACGUAUUGGCUGCGUACAUGCUAGUUAGCUUCACAUUAUUCGUGAUGGCAAGAUUCAGUCCUUAUGAAUGGAACAAUCCGCAUCCCUGUUUAGCGGAUAGCGAUGUCGUCGAAAACCAGUUUAGCGUUAGCAACAGCUUCUGGUUCAUCACUGGUACUUUCCUCAGGCAGGGCAGCGGACUCAACCCCAAGGCAACCAGUACGAGAAUAGUCGGUGGAAUAUGGUGGUUUUUUACCCUUAUAAUAAUCUCCUCGUAUACGGCGAAUCUCGCAGCCUUUUUAACGGUUGAAAGGAUGAUAACGCCGAUAGAAAAUGCAGCAGAUUUGGCGGAACAAACCGAAAUAUCUUACGGCACAUUGGAAGGUGGCAGUACAAUGACAUUCUUUAGGGAUUCAAAAAUUGGAACUUAUCAAAAAAUGUGGAGAUUCAUGGAUUCAAAAACUCCCUCAGUUUUUGUAAAAACAUACGAGGAAGGAGUUAAGAGGGUACUGGAAGGUGAUUACGCAUUUCUCAUGGAAUCUACGAUGCUUGAUUAUGCAGUCCAGAGAGAUUGCAACCUAACACAAAUCGGAGGUUUAUUGGAUAGCAAGGGAUACGGAAUUGCAACGCCAAAAGGCUCACCCUGGAGGGAUAAAAUAUCUCUGGCCAUUCUCGAGCUACAGGAGAAAGGUGUAAUACAGAUCCUCUACGAUAAGUGGUGGAAGAAUACGGGAGACGUGUGUAACAGAGACGAAAAGAAUAAGGAGAGUAAAGCUAAUGCUCUUGGGGUCGAAAAUAUCGGUGGUGUUUUCGUCGUGUUACUUUGCGGUCUUGCUUUAGCGAUCCUAGUGGCUAUCCUCGAGUUCUGUUGGAAUUCCAAGAAAAACGUUCAUUCCGACAGGUCACUGUGUGCCGAAAUGUUCUCGGAAUUACGAUUCGCCGUUCGUUGCGGAUCUCGGCAGAGACCAGCUUCUAAAUCACGGAAUUCCUCGGUCUCAGUAUCCUGCGGCAGAUGCAGUCCUCGUUCCACAAGAAGAAGAACGAGAUAUUAUUCAAACGGACACGAAGAAACAACCUACGUACCUAGCUUGGAUAUACCUAGGUUAAAUGCAGGAGGGUGGUGCAUUGCCGAUGACGGAGAUGAAGAAAUCAUUGAGCUUCGAUCAAGUGGGGGCGGCCCGUGGAGGGAACACCUAGCACAGGCCUCAUCCUCAUCCUCAUCCUCAGCAGCAGCAGCAAUUGCAACAACAACAGCAGCCGCAACAGCAGCCACCACAGCCAGCGUGCAAAGUCACACCUACGCACACUCGUCACACACACUGCCACUCUCAUUCACACAAUCACAGCCACAGUCACAGUCACAGUCACACGCACAAGCACCAGGCAGCCCCAUUGAAAUCGAGACGGGGUUCUUCAGGCAUCGUCUUGGGUCAAGGUUAGAUGCGUUCGAUGUCGAUGACGAAGACUCGUUUCUCAGAGGUGACCACCCUGAGAGCAUUCUCUGGAGAUUCGAUUGUGAUCUAGGGGGUGAGCCAGAUGUGGUAAUCUCUCCGCCACCCCCGCCACCACCGCCACCCUCUGCAGCGGUUUCGAGGACCACGACCCUUUGACCGAUACUAGAAGAGGUACCUACAGGUGUGCCCGUCCAGAAUGAGCUGCCAACUCAGGCCUCCGUCGUGAUCAACGUGAUCGACCAGAAGGAGACGUGUUUAUAGCACACAUAGUCGGCGGAACCGUACGAUCUAACGAUAUCCGCCGAAUAAAUAUGCGCCGAAACUAAGGAAGAACGAAUUAUUAUUCCUUUGGAGGAUUAAUCGAACCUGCUGUUGAUAACUGCCGCUGCAACUGCCGCUGCAAUUUGCGUUGCAACUUGCGCCGCUAUUUUUGCCGCUGCUGACGUUACGUCAAUAGUAACGCGUUCCCGAAAUCCUUUAUCGCCGAUAAUGAUACAGAUAUUCGUCAUCAAACGAUUUAUUUUUUUUUUCUUUUCCUUUAUUAUAGAAAUGUUGAAUGUUAUUUUCUUUUCUUUCAUCGAACGUGUAAUAAAAUUACACGACGAAGAAGUCAAUUAAAAUGGUAAAUGUCUAAACUCGAAUUAAAAAAAUAAAAAACGCGACGAAUACCUGUGUCCAGUCGUUGAUAAGGAGGAUAAAAAUAUACAAGAAAAAAAGGGAAAGACGUUCGAGAAUAUAAAAGUCAAACACAUAUCGAUUGAAAAAAUCCAUGAUUUACUUUUUAUUUUUCGAUAACGUUCGAUAAGGCGAACCGAUCAUUAAAUCUAUUGAUUGAUAUUCAUAUAGGAAAAUGAACAAGAUUAUUUAUUAAUUUUACAUUGU
This is a messenger RNA of Polistes dominula (European paper wasp), 4901 nucleotides long. Its product is annotated as glutamate receptor ionotropic, kainate 2. Lineage: Eukaryota; Metazoa; Arthropoda; Insecta; Hymenoptera; Vespidae. Gene Ontology annotation, cellular component: membrane. Gene Ontology annotation, molecular function: ligand-gated monoatomic ion channel activity; signaling receptor activity. Gene Ontology annotation, biological process: monoatomic ion transport. The record is from RefSeq and is a predicted model, not a curated record.